This is a messenger RNA of Racocetra fulgida, 156 nucleotides long. Lineage: Eukaryota; Fungi; Glomeromycota; Glomeromycetes; Diversisporales; Gigasporaceae. The record is from the annotation of a GenBank genome assembly.
UCAUCAUUUGAAUCUGUCAUAAUGACAUCAUUAUCUUCAUUAAGUUCAGAGGAGGAUGUUUGGUCUUUAUUAGAUUUGGAUGUGGAGGUUUGGUUAGUAGUAUCCUUGGAUUGUUGUGAGGUAGAAGAUUUGGAUAGACUGGUAGUGCCAGAGUAG